CGAGUGUAGAGUCAAGUGGUACGAGGUGAACUGAGGGCGGCAGGAUGAUGGAGCAGCGACCCAGCCCGGGCUACCCCAACCUGUCUGACCUGCUGUACCAGCAGAACAUCGAGCGGCUCUCGGACAAGUUCGAGGGGUUCGGGGAGAACGAUGCGCCUUCGUCCACGGAGGAGGAGGACAGCAGCCAGUCCGCCUUCGGGGUGGACCUGACGGAGAAGGGCACGAGUCUGGGCGGCAAGUCGUUCACGAUCGCCGCCAUCUUGGGCCUGGCGGGCGGGGAAGGGGACGCCAUGAACCUGAGCGUGCAGGAGCGGCUGCAGGAGCGCCGCCAGCUCAGCUACCUGUACUCGCACGAUGUGCACGCCCUCAACGACGGGUUCUGUCGGACGCUCGGCGUGCCGGCGGCUCUGAGACAAGACGGCCCUCGGCCGGAGCUGCGGGCCGGCGGCGGCGCGCAGCUGAAGCCCCGCCCGCACCCCAUGACGUGCUCCAGCAGCUCAGGUCGAAGCAAGCGGAUACGAACGAUCUUCACGCCGGAGCAGCUGGAGCGGCUGGAGGCCGAGUUCGAGCGCCAGCAGUACAUGGUCGGCCCCGAGAGACUGUACCUCGCCCACGCGCUGCAGCUCACUGAGGCGCAGGUGAAGGUGUGGUUCCAGAACCGGCGCAUCAAGUGGAGGAAGCACCACCUGGAGGUGACGCAGCAGCGGCUAGCAGUGCUGCAGAGGCACAGGCCGGAGGGAGAGGACGUGUAGAUAGAGUAACCGAUAGAGAUAGAAAGGGGGAAGAAGCUGGCUUUAGACGUAGAGCUGU
Messenger RNA from Aricia agestis (brown argus), 810 nucleotides. RefSeq names its product homeobox protein GBX-2-like. Lineage: Eukaryota; Metazoa; Arthropoda; Insecta; Lepidoptera; Lycaenidae. Gene Ontology annotation, molecular function: DNA binding; DNA-binding transcription factor activity, RNA polymerase II-specific. The transcript has 4 exons. The record is from RefSeq and is a predicted model, not a curated record. Gene Ontology annotation, biological process: regulation of DNA-templated transcription; neuron differentiation; central nervous system development. Bases 45 to 752 code for a protein of 235 amino acids.